Messenger RNA from Planococcus citri (citrus mealybug), 4483 nucleotides. Its product is annotated as probable WRKY transcription factor protein 1. The record is from RefSeq and is a predicted model, not a curated record. Gene Ontology annotation, biological process: positive regulation of transcription by RNA polymerase II. Bases 219 to 2048 code for a protein of 609 amino acids. Gene Ontology annotation, molecular function: transcription coactivator activity; histone acetyltransferase activity; chromatin DNA binding. NCBI's taxonomy places the organism in Eukaryota, Metazoa, Arthropoda, Insecta, Hemiptera, Pseudococcidae. The transcript has 14 exons. Gene Ontology annotation, cellular component: histone acetyltransferase complex; transcription regulator complex.
CUUUUUUCCCUUUUUGUUAUCAUAAUUAUCUUUUUACCUUUUUAAUUUUAAUACAAAUUACAAUCAAUUACCGAAUUUUUAAGUAUUCAUUAAACCUCUAAUACGAAAUACUUUCGUGGAUGUGAAUUGUGGAUACUAUGGAUAAUUGGAUACUAUAAUUUCGACCAUUCGUCCAUUGCAUUUGUGAUCACCUACCGCAAAAAGGACAUCCUCAUUAAAUGGAUACAUCUGCUAUGGAUUCUGAGAUUAACACUCCACCAUCAUCCGAGACCCAAACCAACCCAGAAGUAUCUAUGGAAUUAGACAAUGAUUGUACAUCAGUACCCCAAGAAGAUGAACAACUUCCUCAUCGAGUACGAAUUCCUACUAUCGUAAAACGAAGAAAACAAUCGAUACAUAGCUGUAGACAGUCUCUGAAGUACGCUAGUCAAUGUCGAAGCCUUACUUGCCGAUUAGCAAGUUGUCAGCGUAUGAAACGCGUUGUGAAGCAUACCAGUAAGCCUUGUAAACCGAAAGUGAAAGGAAAUUGUACUAUUUGCAAGCAGCUUAUAGCCUUGUGUUUCUAUCACGUCAAGCAUUCUAAAAAUGCAAAAUGCGCUGUGUCCAUAUAUUCCAGUAUCAAACAAAAAAUAAAGCAAAAACAACCGCAGCGACGCCUGCAACAAGCUCGACUACUACGUCGCCGUGUACAGGAUAGUGAAGGCACAGUGCCCACAUGUUCGAGUAUUGAGCAGGAAACAAAACAAGAAAAACCACAGCUCCAGAUACAACACGAUGAUGCUCAAUUAAAUAGAUCUCAUAAGCCAUCUGAAUUCGAAUCGUCGUCUGCAAGUUCGAUAAUAGACGAGACACCUCAAAACGUCACCAAAGAAUGGCAUAAACUCAUUAAAAAUGAACUAAGGGAACAUUUGGUAAAAAAACUAGUACAAGCGAUCUUUCCUACGAGCUCCCAUCAAGCAGCGGGCGAAUCCGGUAAUGGUGGCUCUGGUGCAACUGACCAAGCGCAAAAGUUUCCAAGUAACAAUUUAAAUCGUUCAAGGUUGAAUUCACAUGUCGAUGACCGUAUUAUGCAGAAUUUAGAAACGUAUGCGAGAAAAGUCGAAUGUGAUAUUUACGAAGCUGCCAAUUCCAAAUCCGAGUACUACCAUUUGCUAAGCGAUAAGUAUUACAAAAUACACAAAGAAUUGGAUGAGAGACGCCAGAAACGAAAAGAACAACAAUUGCAGCAACAAAUGCAGCAGCAGCAGCAGAAACCGCAGCUGCCUCAACAGGACGUUACCAUCGAAUGGCGUAAGCUCAUAAAUAAUGAACUAAGGGAACAUUUGAUACAGAAACUAGUAGCUGCGAUUUUUCCUACGAGCUCUACUAAAGCAGCAGGAGAAUCUGAUAGUAAUGGAUCUGGUGUACCCAACGAAGCGCAAAAUUUUCCAAAUAACGAUUUAAAUCGUUCAAGGUUGAAUUCAAAUGUCAAUGAGCAUAUUAUGCAAAAUUUAGAAUCAUAUGCGAGAAAAGUCGAAUGUGAAAUUUACGAAGCAGCCAAUUCCAAAUCGGAGUACUACCAUUUGCUAGGCGAGAAGUAUUACAAAAUACACAAAGAAUUGGAUGAGAAACGAAAAGAGCGACAAUUGCUGCAAAAAAUGAAGCAGCAAAAACAGCAGCAAGCUCCACAGAACUCUAUCAAUGAAUGGCAUAAACUCAUAUCUAAUGAACUAAGGGAACAUUUGGUAAAGAAACUAGUACAAGCGAUCUUUCCUACAAGCUCUACUCAAGCAGCAGGAGGAUCUGGUGAACCCAACGAAGCGCAAAAUUCUGCAAGUAACAAUUUAGAUCGUUCAAGGUUGAAUUCACAUAUCAAUGACCGUAUUAUGCAGAAUUUAGAAUCGUAUGCGAGAAAAGUCGAAUGUGAUAUUUACGAAGCAGCCAAUUCCAAAUCGGAGUACUACCAUAUGCUAGGCGAGAAGUAUUACCAAAUACACAAAGAAUUAGAUGAGAGACGUCAGAAACGACGAUUGCUGCAGCAGAAACAGCAGCAAGCUCAGCAACAGUGACGGUUAACCGGUGCUUAGUUACUUCAGCAACAUUCUCAACAAGUGGUUAUGAUGAUAUCAUUAGGUUCAGGAAUGAUGUCUGAACCAAUUGUGUAGUGGUCAAUUUUCAGUGAAAUGUCUCGGAUUUUCUUCCUGUUCAAACACGUAUAUAUGUACCUGUGCAUUGUAUAUAGUCCGGUAUAUGACAAUAGGAGUAAUUGCAACCCCCCCCCGCCGAUCCUCCGGGACAACUUUUCUCUUAAAGGGGACAUCCUAAGGAACAUUUUAAAGCAAACUUGCCCCAAAAAAAGUUGGCCUGAAAUUUUUCAAACUUUACAAAAGUAGAUCGAAAGAUCAUGCAAAAAUUUAUCAUCUGUCAAAAUUUCAAGUGCUAAAGUGCGUUUUUCGAUUUUUGGUGAAUUUUUGAAAAUCCCAUUUUGGCCAAAAAUGAGAGAAAAAAUCAAAAUUUUGCCAAAUUGACCAAGAAAGCUGAAAUUUGGGAUAUACCCUAUUUUCGACAUGCCAAAUCGAUUGGAAACGGUUUCAACCCGUUUUGAGCAGGUCUGGAGCCUCCAGCAGAUUUUCGAAAAUCGAAAUUCUCACAAAAUUCCAUCGAAUUGGAGUUGUAAAGCUAAAAUUUAUUGUAAAAACUAAUUUCAAUACGCUACGCAGUACUGCAGGUGAAUUUCAAGUCGUUUUGGAGCCUCCAGUGACUUUUUGAAAAUUACUGAAACUUCCAGCAGAUUUUUGAAACUUUAAAUUUUCACAAAAUUUCAUCAAAUGAAGAUGAAAAGCUGAAAUUUACUCUACACUCCAAUUUUAACACCCUCUGAAGACGACUUCAGGUGGGUUCAAGUUAUUUUAGAGCCUCAAGCGACUUUUUUAAAAAUUACUGGAGCCUCCAGUAGAUUUUUGAAACUUGAAAUUUCCCCAACAUUAAUUUAUCAAAUGGAGUUGGCAAGCUGAAAUUUACUUCGCAGACUACAUGGAGGUUUCAAAUGGUUUUGAAAUUUGAAGCUUCCAGCUACUUUUAGGAUUUUCCAAAAAAAUGUCAUAAAACCUUUUAAAAAGUCGCUGAAGGCUCCAAAACGACUUGGAAUCCACCAGCAGCCCACUUCGUAGCGUAUUGAAAUUAGUUUGCAGAAUGAAUUUCGACUCUCCACCUCAGUUUGAUGAAAUUUUGGGGAAAUUUUAAGUUUUAAAAAUCUACUGGAGGCUCCAGUAAUUUUCAAAAAGUCGCUGGAGGCUCCAAAAUGAUUUGAACCUACCCGAAGUCGUCUUCAGAGGGUUUUAAAAUUGGAGUGUAGAGUAAAUUUCAGCUUUCCAUCUCCAUUUGAUGAAAUUUUGUGAAAAUUUAAAAUUUCAAAAAUCUGAUGGAGGCUUCAGAAAUUUUCAAAAAGUCGCCGGAGGCUAUAAAACGACUUGAAAUCCUCCUGCAGGUGACUUCGUAGCGUAUUGAAAUUAGUUUGCAGAAUAAAUUUUGGCUUUCCAACUCCAUUUUGUUAAAAUUUUGUGGGGAUUUUCAAAAAUCUGCUGGAGGCUCCAGAACUGCUCAAAACGGUUUGAAACAGUUUCCAAUCGAUUUGGCAUGUCGAAAAUAGGGUGUAUCUCAAAUUCCAGCCUUUUUGGUCAAUUUGGUAAAAUUUUGAUUUUUCCCCUCAUUUUUGGCCUAAAUUCGAUUUUCAAAAAUUCACCAAAAAUCGAAAAACGCACUUUAGCACUUGAAAUUUUGACAGGUGAUGAAUUUUUGCAUGAUCUUUCGAUCUACCUUUGUAAAGUUUGAAAAAUUUCGUGCAAGUCCUAUGUUGAAACGCAAAAUUUGCGAUUUCGGCUGACCUGUCAAUCAAAAUGGCCGCCAUUUUGUUAGUAAGGCCAACUUUUUUGGGGGCAAGUUUGCUUUAAUAUGUUCCUUAGGAUGUCCCCGUUAAGAAAAAAGUUGUCCCGGAGGAUCGGGGGGAGGGGUGCAAUUACUCCUAUUGUCGUAUGCCGGACUAAUAAGUACCUGGCAAAUUUUUAUUUAAAAAUAUCAUUGUCAUUUUGGAAAAUUUCAGUUUUUUUUUUUACAAAAAAUAUGCAUAUUUUUUAAUGGAAUUUUAAUGAGCUUUUUAAAACUUAAAUAGAUUUUCUAACUCUCAUUUCCUUAAAUACGGCGUACAUAACUUGGAAAUUUUAUCAAUGAGACUAAAGUUCGUCCAAGAAAGUAAAGUGACUUUUUUUAUGUGAUCUCGAUGAUUUCAGCCUUCAGGCCGCGAAAAAUCAAGAAUCUUUGAACAUUUUUUUCGCCUUGAAGUGUUUACGUGCGUAAUUUUUUUAAUUAUUUACUGUGGAAACGAGAUACCUAAGAAAUCUUGUAAAAUGUAUUUUUAAAUGUAUAUUCGUAAUCGUAACUAUGUUAAGUUAAGAAUUGAGAUGAUGCCAUUUUUAAUAAAAUAAUAAGUACCUAGUACAAAUUUCAA